AUGACUGUCGAAGCAGGAAGAAUGGAUGUGGCCUUAGUCAACUUUGAAAAUCUAGAGGAUAUAAACAGCAAUGUCGACGAGUUGGACGACCCAGACUAUCCUAACGAGAAGACAGCACUGACUGUUGAUAUGCCAGAAUGUGGACUGGCCACCAACCACAUGUGUACCCAAAGGAUUUCUCCCUACAAGGAGAAAUGCCAGCAGGCUCUUGGGGUGCCAGGGUCACCUACUUUACCUGCUCAAACUAGGAGAGGGCGUACAAGCUGUGCAAGCCUAAUAUCCAACUGGAAACUUUUACUAAACAGUGAAGGGACUCAGAGCGAGACCAUUUUCAGCAAAUUGGCCAAAGAAUGCUGUGAGGAUCUAUUUGUGGACAAGAGAGGCCUUGAUGAUGGUGAUCAGAAGAUCAUCAUCAACAUUGCCGGCCUACGUUUUGAGACACGGCUCAAAACAUUGGACCAGUUCCCUGACACUCUGUUGGGAGAUCCUUUAAAAAGGAUGGACUACUUUGAUCCAAUGAGGAAUGAAUAUUUCUUCGAUCGCAACCGUCCUAGCUUUGAUGGGAUCCUGUACUAUUACCAGUCAGGUGGAAAGAUUCGUAGACCUGCAAACGUUCCCUUGGACGUCUUCGCAGAUGAGAUCAUUUUCUAUGAGCUGGGGAACGAAGCCAUGGAGCAGUUCCGUGAGGAAGAAGGCUUCAUCAAAGAGGUUGAGGUUCCUCUGCCUUCCAAUGAGAUCUACAGACAAUUCUGGCUGCUUUUUGAGUAUCCUGAGAGCUCCAAUGCGGCUCGUGCCGUUGCUCUGGUUUCCAUCUUUGUGAUCACCAUCUCCAUUGUCAUCUUCUGCAUGGAGACUCUCCCUGAGUUCCGUGAAGACUUGGAGAUCUUUCCGACCAUGGGAAUGCCUUUCAACCAAACAAAUGAUGUAGGAUUCCCUUCACUUUCCCCACCUAGUGCCACCCCAAAGACCAUCACCUCCACCUUCUCAGACCCUUUCUUCAUCAUCGAGACAGCCUGCAUCAUCUGGUUCUUCUUUGAGCUCUGUGUCCGCUUCCUGGUGUGUCCAAGCAAGCGUGAGUUUUUCAAUAACAUCAUGAACAUAAUUGACAUCAUCUCCAUCAUCCCGUAUUUUGUCACCCUGGUGACCGAAAUGGUGACUGCAACCAAUAGCUCUACUAGCGGACAGAACAUGUCUCUGGCCAUAUUGAGAAUCAUAAGACUGGUGCGAGUCUUCAGGAUCUUUAAGCUCUCACGCCACUCCAAAGGUCUGCAGAUUUUGGGCCAGACACUAAAGGCUAGCAUGAGGGAACUUGGGCUGCUAAUCUUUUUCCUUUUCAUUGGAGUCAUCCUCUUCUCCAGCGCCAUCUACUUUGCUGAGGUAGACGAACCUAACACACAGUUUGUUAGCAUUCCUGAUGGAUUCUGGUGGGCUGUGGUGACCAUGACUACAGUAGGCUAUGGAGAUAUGUGUCCCAUCACGCUUGGUGGUAAAAUGGUUGGCACAUUGUGCGCCAUCGCUGGUGUAUUGACCAUCGCCUUGCCCGUACCCGUCAUCGUCUCAAACUUCAACUACUUCUACCACCGGGAGACAGAGCAGGAGGAAAAGCAGCCUCUAGCUGAGGCUUCUGAACAAGCCCAAAAAUCAGGAAGCACCACAAAGCACGGCAGUACCACUUCUCUGAACAAGGUGAACGGCAACUGGCAGAGUGACAAAUCAAAAUACUGA
Molecule: messenger RNA, 1725 nt
Organism: Pygocentrus nattereri (red-bellied piranha)
Lineage: Eukaryota; Metazoa; Chordata; Actinopteri; Characiformes; Serrasalmidae
Gene: kcna10a
Product: potassium voltage-gated channel subfamily A member 10
Exons: 1
Coding region: 1-1725 (574 amino acids)
Biological process (GO): potassium ion transmembrane transport; protein homooligomerization
Cellular component (GO): membrane; voltage-gated potassium channel complex
Molecular function (GO): delayed rectifier potassium channel activity; protein binding
Source: RefSeq, a predicted model, not a curated record